Paramecium sonneborni is the source of this 1755-nucleotide messenger RNA. Lineage: Eukaryota; Ciliophora; Oligohymenophorea; Peniculida; Parameciidae. The record is from the annotation of a GenBank genome assembly.
AUGAUUAAUCCACAAUAAUUCCACAUCCUAAAAAAUAACAACUUACAAAUUGAUCAUUUAGCAUGUAAUUAGCACAAGCAACCAUACAAAUGCAUAGAUCUUUCAUUAUAAUGUGAUUAGAAAUCUAGACUCAAAUGUUUUUAAUGUUAACAAAAUAAUAAUAAUUGUGUUCCAAUAGAUAUUUUUAGCAAUUUAUGCUAAGAUAUUUAUAAAAAUAUUUAACACAAUAAUUUUUCUGCUACUUAAACCAUCUUAUUAAAAUUUUAAAAAUAAGUUGAAGAAAUCCAAUCUCUACUCUAAGCCUUAAACAAUAAGCUAAUCAAAAUUUCUUCAAUUGAGAGACCAUCUUCUAAUUGUUUGGAAUUAUUAAAAGGUUUUAUAAACUGUAAAGAGAAAAUGAAGGAUGAAAUCUUAAUUGAAGCAAAAAAUGUUUAGAAAGAAGAUUGGAUUUUUUAAAAAUUUGGAGUUUAAGAGUUUGAAAAUUUGGCUGAAUAACUUUCAUAAUAUACUAUUCUUAAAUAUGAGAAUCUUUAAUAUACACUAAAGUUCAAAGAUAUUGAUGAUCAAUAAUUAGCUGAAUCUAAUUAAUAUUUAGAAUUAAUACAAAGUUUAAAAUAAUAAAUUCUCAAAUUUUAAUAAGAAAAUGAUAUAAAGAAUUUGUCACAUAUAUAAAUUGAAUAAGUAAAUUAACUCAAGGAUCAAUAAAUAUAGGAAUGUUAAACAAAUACUAAUAUGUAAAGAGAAUUUCUAAUUGAAAAAAGUGAAAAAUUGUUCUUAUAAGAAAAAUGUUCAAUAGCUGAUAUUUAAUUAAAUUAUGAUUAAUCUAUUAUUUGCCUUAGGUUUAUAGAACCAAAUAAUUCACUUAGUUUUUGGAAAUAUAAUCCAGAAAGAAAAUAAUGGAAUUUUUGGACUAGUCUUUAAUGUUAUAUUCAAAGUUUGAUUGAUUUCAAAAUGAGUAAAUUAGAAAACUCUUUUAUAACAUGUGGUGCUGAUUUCCAUUCAAAGGAAUUUAAAAUUUCUAAAGAUUUUGAAAAUGAUUAUUCUUUAAAAAUUUGGAAGAAACAAGGGGAAGCAUGGUUUGUAAAAUAGGUAUUUAAACCAGUAGUUUCACAUGGAUAUGCUCAUUCUAGAAUAUCUUAUGUACUAUUUAGCAAAUCUGAAAAAUAAAUUUAUUACUCAGAAGGAUAACGUCUUGCUAUGUUAGAAUAGAAAGGAUAAGAUUAAGAUUAUUAACUUAAGUUUUCUAUUUAAAAAUCAAGUGAAAUUAUUACAAUUUUAGAAAUGUCAAAUAAUGGAAAAUUAUUAGCUACAGGAGGUUUUGACUAAAAAGUUGUUUUAUGGAGAAUUGAUGAUGUUAAAUUAACUUAAUUUUAAUAAUUAAAAUUGUAUAAUACUCCAAAAAGAAUCUUAUUUAGUUAAGAUGAUUAAGAUUUAAUAAUUUGUACAAAGGAUGGUGUAGUACAUUGCUUUAAUAAUUAAGAUUCAAAACAAAAAGAAUACAAAGAAAAUUAAAAAAUCUUUAAUAAUAAUAAUAAUAAAAUUAGAACAAUUGAAUUUAAUAAAGAUUCAUCAAUAUUGGCAAUUGGAGGAGAAGCAAAUAUAAUUUAAUUAUGGAAAAAAGAUGCUUAAAAUUAAUGGAAAUGCUAUAAUGAAGCCAAAUAAGAUAAUUUUAUAGAAUCUAUUUGUUUUAAAAAUUGUCCAGAUGUUAUAUAUGCAUCAAAUAAUAAUGAAAUUUAUAUCCAUCAUUUAAAAUGA